UUGGUAAAUGACGUACCUCUUUCAGUCGUUUUUGGAUGGUUGUGUGUCUUUACUGCUCUAGUGAAAUUAGUACUGCUACAAUCCUGGAUCUCCUUUCUUUAUUUCGAGUCGUUCCUUAAAAUUUUCACCAUUCCGCCAUUAAAUUUUUCAGAAGUCCACGGGUGGGAAGCUUCUCAUCAGGGAAGGCUUGCCUUCGCAUACCUUGCAGUUUUCCUUUUGACAUACGAGUGUGAGGGUGGUCCACCUUGGGAUACCAGCUGACUAGGUCUAAUAAGCUGAGUGUAAGCCAUAUUUGAAGCAUUUCCUGGAAUCUUCCAUUUUGUUCUUCAGUAUUUUUGCAUUUUUAUCUUGAUAGUCAAUUUCAACUAAGUGCUAAAAUGAAAUCUCCCGUUGGAAAUCCAUCAGUUCAAAUCGUUACUAAGAAAACUGUUUUUGAUCUUGUGGAUGACAUAAUCCAUCGCACAGACCAAGAAGAACCAUUCCUUAUUGCGGACCUUGCUGACAUUGUCUACAAAUAUAAGCUAUGGAAACUGAAAAUGCCAAGAAUUCAACCUUUCUAUGCUGUAAAGUGUAAUGAUGCUCCUGAAGUUCUUCACCUUCUUUCUGCUUUGGGUACUGGAUUUGAUUGCGCGAGCAAGGCUGAAAUUGAAAAUGUACUGAGCAUUGGAGUGGAACCCGAACGAAUCAUCUAUGCCAAUCCCUGCAAGACCCGUUCUUUCAUCAAACAUGCAGCUGGAGUGGGUGUUGAUCUCAUGACAUUUGAUAAUGAAAUGGAAUUGCAUAAAGUUAAAAUCCUUCAUCCAGAUGCAAAGCUUGUCAUUCGUAUCCGAGUGGAUGACAGCAGUGCUCUUUGCAGACUAGGGUUGAAGUUUGGCUGUGAUAUGGAGGAUGUGCCUCAUCUCCUCGAAGUCGCAAAAGCCCUCUGCUUGAAUGUUGUCGGCGUAAGCUUUCACGUAGGCAGUGGGUGCCAGGACUCUUCAGCUUAUAGAUCUGCUAUUGAAUCCUCCAGGCAUGUAUUUGACAUUGCUUCCAGCUACGGAUUUAACAUGGAUCUCCUGGACAUCGGAGGUGGUUUCCCUGGAUUCAAAGGACCAUUCAUAUCAUUUGAUGAGAUUGCCAAUGUUGUAAACCAGUCUUUGGAAGAGCACUUUCCAUCAGAUUGCGGUGUUAACAUAAUCGCCGAACCUGGUAGAUAUUUCGUUGCCUCUGCCUUCACUUUGUGUGCCAACAUCAUUGCCAAAAGAGAAGUCAUUGAUGAAGAUACUAAUGAGCCCUGCUGCAUGUAUUAUGUUAAUGAUGGUGUUUAUGGUUCUUUCAACUGCUUAAUAUUUGACCAUGCUGAAGUGCAACCUGUACCACUUGUGGAUUUGACUGGUCGCCAAGUACUAAAAAGCAGUGUGUGGGGUCCCACCUGUGACAGCAUGGAUCGUAUUCUGGAAACCUGCAAUCUGCCAUCCAUGAAUGUGGGAGAAUGGCUGAUGUUUGAAAACAUGGGAGCUUAUACAGUGUGUGCUGCUUCCACCUUCAACGGCUUCCAGAAGCCCGCAAUCAAGAGUAUUCUGCCUGAACAUGUUCUUAACUAUCUCCAAACUCUCCCUACCUGGCCCACCAUCUUGGAAGCAUUCGGAGAUCAAGUGUUAGACUACUCCAACGCCAACUUGCCCGCCAAUCGAGAAAGCCUUGACAACGGCUCAUCCGAUAUCUGUCUCUUGCCCCAUCCAGAAUCCGUGUCCGCCUGACUAGCGCCGCCCCCGCAUCUCUGUUCUUGUGUCGCCACUUCUUUUUUUAGAAACAUAUGCUCGCCUCCCUUGUGUUCUGUUAGGUAAUAUUUAAGGAUAAGGUAGAGUUGCCAUAGUUCAUAAAAAAAUUGGGGGGACCAGUAAUAUUCAUCCUUCCUUAGUAAGGCAACAUACCUUGUCGUUUUUUUUUUUUUUAAAGGUUGUUUUUCAAGAAUUUACUCAGUUCAUACAUCAAACUCUAAGUUUACUCAUCAUAGCUUUUAUUAAAUGUUACUUAUGGUAAUUCUACUCUUUUUUUCUCCUUUAAAUUCUAUUUAUUAUUUUCUAAGGCAACAAGAACAUAUUUUUCAGUUUGAACUGCCAUUUUAAAAUGUAUCUCAUGUCUUUAUUUUUCUUCAUCCUUAUGUGAUUUGGGUGGUGGGUCUCUUUGAUGUGUCAAUCUUCGUGCCGUAAAUUAAAUGGAGAGUGAUUCAGGAGUUUACAGCUAAGCUAAAUAAAUUGUUAUUGGCGUUUUAGUACUCAGUUUCUACAUUUUGUUUGUCAGAACUGUAAUAAUUUUUGAUAACAUAUUUCUUAUGUAGCUGUUGAUGCUAGGACCUAUAGCAUGUUGAAUAACGACAUUCCAUAUUCACUUUCUACUCUUCUUUGUGCUGGAAGAUAUUAUGUUUGCUUCUUUGAGGGAAUUGAAAUUUAAUUUGGAAGUUUCCAGGAAAUGUUUCCUCGACAAAUGUGGCUGGCACAAACUGCUUAUUGUUUUUCGAGUAACUUGUACAUUGUUUAAAUAUUUUAUGUGUAUUUAUAAUGCUUCAUACUUUGUUCAGUACUUUACUAAACUAAAUAAAAGUAUGAAACUCUA
Molecule: messenger RNA, 2595 nt
Organism: Uloborus diversus
Lineage: Eukaryota; Metazoa; Arthropoda; Arachnida; Araneae; Uloboridae
Product: ornithine decarboxylase-like
Exons: 12
Coding region: 378-1739 (453 amino acids)
Cellular component (GO): cytoplasm
Molecular function (GO): ornithine decarboxylase activity
Source: RefSeq, a predicted model, not a curated record